AUGGACUCGUCGACAGAAAAGCAAUGUGUAGCCAUGGAAAAAGCAGUUAAGGGCAAAGAGAAUAUGGCACGCAUCACAGGUUCACGAGCCCAUCAUCGAUUUAGCGGACCUCAAAUCAAGAAAGUAAUGGAGACAAACAACCAAGCAUGGGACGACUGCGAGAAAGAAGCUAAGACUCGGGCGGUUCCGCUUCGUAGAAUGCCUUGGCGUGCCUCUGGGUUUUUCUGUAUGAAUUCUAUCGAAUUCCAGCGAAUAUCAGUGGUUUCUUCGUUCGUCUGCUCACUGUUUCUCGGAAAAAUCGCUCCUAUCGAUUACACAGACGGCAGCGGCAUGAAUCUUAUGAACAUACAGAGCCAAAACUGGGACGAAAGUUGCUUAGCAGCUGUUGAUGGUGGCAAUGAAAACCGAACGCACUUACGAGCAAAGCUCGGAUCACUUGCUGAUCCUUCCAAACCGUUGGGCCCAGUAUCGAAAUACAUGGUUGAGAGAUACGGCUUCAACAGCAAAUGCUUGGUUCUUCCAUUUUUAGGCGACAAUCCUGCUUCACUAGCUGGUCUGAACCUUUCCGAAGGCGAUGUGGGCAUUUCACUAGGAACCAGUGAUACCGUCUUCUUCACUACAGCUGAAUAUAAACCAUGCGUGGAUGCACACUUCUUCAGCCAUUUCCUCGGGAAGAAAGAUGAAUUCAUGGCUCUCGUAUGUUUCAAGAACGGCUCCCUGACUCGAGAACGAAUUCGUAAGCGACUUGGUUGUCAGUGGAACGAAAUCGGAACGCUUCUUGCGAAAACUCCAGUCGGAAAUGAUGGACAUAUAGGUUUAUACUUCGAUGAAGAUGAAAUCGCUCCAAGAGUCAAGAAAGGUGACUUCAGGUAUCAGAAAGAUGGCAGUAGCCAUCGCCUAGUCAAGGAAUUCACUCCCGAGGUAGAAGCACGAGCUCUACUCGAAGGGCAAUCGCUACUGAAGCUAAUGUACGCAAGAACAAUGGGAUGUAAUACUGGAAGAGGUAGACAUCUCUGA
Messenger RNA from Haemonchus placei, 1017 nucleotides. The record is from the annotation of a GenBank genome assembly. Lineage: Eukaryota; Metazoa; Nematoda; Chromadorea; Rhabditida; Trichostrongylidae.